CUCGACCUUGCUCUACAGUCAACACCGACAUCAACCAAUUGUAACCUCCGAACGCAUUCACCCUUGUCUACCAUGCCGCCGCCCAAGACCAUUUUCACCUCGCACGAACGGAACAAUCUAAAGACAAGUUGGGGCUCACAGUCCAGCCGUCUCACGCGCGACUCCUUCCUACCAUUCGGCUCCUGCCAGCUAUGCCUGGAGAUCGCAGUAGAUCCAGUAUGCUGUCCCUCUGGCGACAUGUUCUGCCGCGAAUGCGCAAUGUCGAACCUCCUCGCGCAGCGCAAGGAAAUCAAACGCUUAGAAAAAGUCGCAGCGCGCCGCCAGGAAGAUGAGGAAGAACAGCGCGCCCGAGACGAAGAAGAAACGCGCCAACGCGCCGUCGCGGAAUUUGAGGCGGUGCAAAUGGGUCUGGAAGUCAAGAUCGGAAGUGGAGGCAAAGUCAUUGGGCGGGAAAAAGGAAAAGUCAUCGUAGAACAAGACACCGCCUCCGAUGCCCCCUCUUCGCGGGGUCAAAAACGCAAAUUCGAAAUCGACGAAGACGAGCUCAAACGCGUCGCCUCCGAAGAGCGCAGCCGCGCCAAACUCGCCCUCGAGGCGGAGAAGGAAGCCUCCAAACCACAUCUCCCCAGCUUCUGGGUCCCUGGCAAGACCCCCGACAAAAAUUACGCCCGCGAAGACACCUCAAAACGGCACCCGACAUGCCCUUCGAGCUCUGCCGAUAACCCACAUCUCUUGUCCCUAAAAACCCUCGUCACCGUCUCCUUCAACACAGACAAAUCAGCGUCUUCAAAAUCCGAUAAGUCAAGCGCUACGUGUCCAAGCUGCAACAAGACCCUAACCAACGCUACCAAAGCCAUGCUGGCGAUUCCCUGCGGUCACGUCAUGUGCAAGCCCUGUGUUGACCGCUUUAUGAGACCUGAACUUCGCCACCACCGCGAUGCGCACGACGAUGGGCCCGAGCCGGAGUCCAUUCACUGCUACGUAUGCGACGCAGACCUCACUAGCGGGGUGGGGAAGAAAGAUAAGGAUGGUAAAAAGAGUAAAAAGGACAAGGAUAAGGGGGUUAAACCUGGAUUAGUGGAGAUUCGUAGUGAAGGGACUGGAUUCGCGAGCGGUGGGAAAGCUAUGGUGAAGCGGCAGGGUGUCGCGUUUCAAGUUUAA
This is a messenger RNA of Periconia digitata, 1161 nucleotides long. The record is from the annotation of a GenBank genome assembly. Lineage: Eukaryota; Fungi; Ascomycota; Dothideomycetes; Pleosporales; Periconiaceae.